Exophiala viscosa is the source of this 801-nucleotide messenger RNA. RefSeq lists its product as uncharacterized. The transcript has a single exon. The record is from RefSeq and is a predicted model, not a curated record. Bases 1 to 801 code for a protein of 266 amino acids. Lineage: Eukaryota; Fungi; Ascomycota; Eurotiomycetes; Chaetothyriales; Herpotrichiellaceae.
AUGAGUGCGUCGUCGCCAAUAUCUCCGCUGUUAGCGGACAUCGAAAUACUUCCGGUGCGCAACAAUUCCUACUUUGACCUUAGAGCCAAGGCAGCGUCAUCGAGCAAGGUGUCGCGGAUGAACCCCAUUCCGGAAGAACUAGUCGAGUUGAAGCCGGAGCCUGAAGACGACUUAAUUCGCUGUGAGUCAUGUGAGGGCGAGCAGCAGUCGGAGCAAGUCCUCGAGUACGUCGCGAAAAUACGGGAGGCCAUAGCAUUGCAGGGCCAGAGAGUGAGAAAGGAGACCCUCGCUAAAGCCGACGAGGCAAAGCAGCAGGCGUACGAACAGGAGACGGCGGAGGUCGCGAACCACAUCUCAGGAAAGAAACGGGAGAGUUUGCUCCGAGUUUUGUCCACCAAGACCAAAGAUGGAUUGACCGAGAUCAGGUCAGAAGGACGGAGAUUGUCGAUGCUGUUGUCGAAGAAAGGAGAAGAUAAGCAGGACUUACAGCUCAAGAUCAGCAGCACAAUACCCUCGCCUACCUCUCAUGCUAGCGACGAAGUUGCAGAGGGCGAAGACGUCGCUCUUCUCUCGACCAGAGCUUCCAGUUCGACGUUGUCGCUCACGGCGAACACUGAAUGCGAGUAUCGUCCACUUGCGCAGACAUACCGACCUCGAAGUGAAGGCGGCUAUAGGCGCGUGAAGUCGAGCUUCCGAAAGAGAAUUGAUUCCGCCAAUAGUGCAGCAAGGCAUGUGAAAUAUGCUGCCAUCAAUUUAUUGAGCGUGCGGCGGAAAACAAACGGUUGGUCCAGGCUGGAUUGA